Molecule: messenger RNA, 1125 nt
Organism: Tetrahymena thermophila SB210
Lineage: Eukaryota; Ciliophora; Oligohymenophorea; Hymenostomatida; Tetrahymenidae
Product: cytochrome oxidase complex assembly protein
Exons: 2
Source: RefSeq, a predicted model, not a curated record
AUGAACAAUUUAAUUAAAAGUAGCUGGUUCUAUAGAAAAAGAACCAAUAUUAUGCUAGGCACUUUGGCCUUGGGAUCCACUGGUUAUUUAGUAUUAAGAUACAAGCAGGAUUAAAAAUUUGAUCACCCAGUAGUGAAAGAAAUCAUCCGUUUAAUGGAAAGAAAUCAACAAGUUGUAGAAUUAAUAGGUUAUCCUUUGGAUACUAAAAUAGGUUUACGUAGUGUUUUUGAUAUCUAAAAUGAUAUUACAAAUUUAUAUUUUGUUGUAAUGGGACCUAAGGGUACUCUUUUGGUUGAUGCUUAAGCUUCAAGCAAAUCUCUUAAAGAAAUUAAGGAAAAGGAAGAUGAGAAGAAGAAAUUCUAUCUACCAGAUAAGGAAGUAUAUGAAAAGCUAAAAGAAUUAAAAGGGAACGAAGAAAAAUUGAAAGAAAUUAAAGUUAAUGAUGAUGAUAAAUUCUGGAAGUUAGAAUCAGUAUUUGCCGAUUUAGCAGGAUAGUACCGUAUAGCAAUCUAAUAAAAUGAAGAAGAAAAAAUAUUAAGAGAAAAAAAUUAAUCUAGCUUUGGCAAGGAUACUCUUCAAAAGAAUAACCAAAAUUAGUUUGUUCAAAAUGUAAUCACUCCUAGAAGCACCUAUUAAGAUUUAUGGGCUGAGCACAAAUAUAGAAACUUUAAAGAAAAUAUUGACUCAAGCACUUUAUCAGAAACCGAAUAAGAAGAGAGAAGAAGAUUCCGUUUGAACCAGUUGUACUAAAAGAUAGGCUAUAUCCGUAUUUGGAUGUUUGGUAUACUUAUAUUUGGUGGUAUGGGAACAUAUAUUUAUCUCAUGAAGAAUAAGCGUAAAUCAAUUUUGAACAGCUAAAUUCAUUAAUAAUCAAUGAAUUUAAUUAAGAAGUCUUCGAUAGCUAAAAAUCUUUUUGGAGCUACAAUCAAGUUUACAAGCAGUGUCAGAGGUGCUCAGAUAGAUAAAGAUGCUGAAUUUGAUAUGGAUAUUAUUGGUGAUAAGUUUAAUGGUAUUGCUAAAAUAAAGGGAACUUAGAAUGACAAUGGUACAUGGAAUAUAAAUGAAAUUGUAGUUGAAUAGAAAAGUGAUGAUGGUAAAAUUUUACAAAAAAAGAAAUUAAUAUGA